CUUGCCUUUUACCUGCGGAGUUUGUAGAGUGCCUCACUCACACCCUGUCCCUGCAUUCCUUGAGCGCUCUUAUUGUUGGAACCCCCAGCAGGUCAUCGAAAUGGAAAGUCUUGUAGAAAAUGGCGACGGCCAGCUUACCAUUCACAACCUUCCACCACCAGCGAAAACGAAGCGAGCACCGACGGGCACGCUGACAGCGGAAGAGAAAGAGAACCAGAGACACCUCGCCGAAGCACGCAAGAAAUAUGGUCGCGGCCGGCCAGUCCGGUUGAGUGAUGUCAAAGACAAGAAAUUGCGCGCCAACCUCAAACUCAUCGAGAACAAGUACCGGACCGCCGUCCUCAGCGCAAAAGAUGCCGAGAUCCUCUACGAGAACCAGGAAGGUUUCCUGCAGCCAGAGACCGAGCUUGAAAAGACGUACAAGACUCGGCAAGAUGACAUGCUGGAGGCAGUUGGCAUUCAGCAGGCCAAAAAAUCAAUUGAGUUCAAACUGGACCUUGGACCAUACGUCUCCGAUUACACGAGGAAUGGGCGCAGUUUGCUACUGGCCGGCCGCAAGGGACAUAUCGCCACUUGUGACUGGCGAGCAGGAAAAGCAGGCUGCGAAAUGCACUUGAACGAGACGGUCAGAGACGCUACGUGGCUGCACAAUGAUCAGUAUUUCGCCGUGGCGCAGAAGAAACAUACAUACAUCUACGAUCAUGCUGGAGUGGAGAUCCACUGUCUGAAAAAGUACGUGGAAACGACACACCUCGAGUUCCUGCCCUACCAUUUCCUCCUAGCCGGCAUCGAGAACAGCGGGUUCUUGCGGUACACAGAUACUUCGACCGGUCAGAUCGUCGCAGAGCAUCCGACGAGAAAAGGCGCACCGACGGCUCUUGCUCAAAACCCCUACAAUGCCAUUCUACAUGUCGGGCACCAGAAUGGCACAGUCUCGCUGUGGUCGCCCAACUCGACCACACCCCUGGUCAAGAUCCAGUCCAAUGCCGGCCCAGUGCGCUCUAUCGCCAUCGACCGUUCGGGCCACUACAUGCUUUGCGGCGGACAAGAUCUCCGCCUGAAACUCUGGGACGUUCGAGCGCUGAAAGAAGUCCACUCAUACACAACAAGACAACCCGCAACGUCGAUCGACAUCUCCGACCGUGGUCUAGCAGCCAUUGGCAAUGGCACGGGCGUGACGAUAUGGAAGGACCUCUUCACAUCAUCGACAUCCUCGGACCCUUCAAAAAUCCAAUCACCAUACCUGAACUGGGGCUAUGACGGGCAACGAAUUGAGCGCGUACGCUUCUGCCCGUUCGACGAUGUCCUAGGCAUUUCGCACGCCCAGGGGUUCAGCAGCAUCAUCGUCCCCGGUGCCGGCGAGGCGAACUACGACGCGCUCGAAGUGAACCCGUACGAGACGCGCAAACAACGCCAAGAAGCCGAAGUCAAGUCCUUGCUCACCAAGUUGCAACCUGGGACCAUCGCGCUGGAUCCCAACUUCAUCGGAACGCUAGAUACCAGGAGCGCAGAGCAGCGGAGACGGGAAAAGGAUCUCGAUGCGCCGGCCGUAGACCCGCUGGCGAAGUUGAAGGAGAGGAACCGUGGGCGUGGCAAGAAUAGUGCCUUGAGAAGACAUCUCAGGAAGAAGGGCGGCAAGAAUGUCGUUGACGAGAAGAGGUUGAGACUGGAGGAGAUGAAGAAGGAAAGGGCAGAGAGGGACAAGGAGAAGUUGAAGAGGGAUAAAGUCGACUUGGGCCCUGCAUUGGCGCGGUUUGCCAGGAGAUGAGUG
Messenger RNA from Exophiala xenobiotica, 1771 nucleotides. RefSeq lists its product as uncharacterized. Bases 101 to 1768 code for a protein of 555 amino acids. Gene Ontology annotation, cellular component: small-subunit processome; nucleolus; 90S preribosome. The transcript has a single exon. Gene Ontology annotation, molecular function: protein binding. Gene Ontology annotation, biological process: maturation of SSU-rRNA from tricistronic rRNA transcript (SSU-rRNA, 5.8S rRNA, LSU-rRNA). NCBI's taxonomy places the organism in Eukaryota, Fungi, Ascomycota, Eurotiomycetes, Chaetothyriales, Herpotrichiellaceae. The record is from RefSeq and is a predicted model, not a curated record.